Molecule: messenger RNA, 522 nt
Organism: Metarhizium acridum CQMa 102
Lineage: Eukaryota; Fungi; Ascomycota; Sordariomycetes; Hypocreales; Clavicipitaceae
Source: RefSeq, a predicted model, not a curated record
AUGAACCCCCUCGCAGGCAAACACGCCGUCGUCGUCGGAGCCACCGGCACAAUAGGCGCCCACAUAGCCCAGGCCUUCGCAGCCCAAGGAGCAGUCGUAUCUCUCCUCGGCAGGACGGCCCUGCAAGCCCGAACCAAACUAGAGCCCCAACUCGCGCCCUACACAGCAUCACACGGCCAAAAUCCGCCAUCCGAUACGCCUACCAGCCACCGCUUCAUAAGGCUAGACGUCGCAGAUAGGGCGAGCAUAAAGCAUGUUUUUGGCCCUCGGGCCUCUCAGCAUGCCGAGCAGCACGUCGAGACGGUUGGGCCGCUGGAUGUUCUCGUCAACUGUGCGGGUAUUUCUCAGACUACGCUUCUGAAGAGGACGCCUGAUGAAGAGCUCGCUAGUAUUGUCGAUACGAAUCUGCUGGCUACCAUGCUUGUGUGCUGCAUCAUCAACGUCUCCAGCUUGAUGGCUACGAAAUCCGGCCUUGGUGUUACUGCAUAUUCCGCUUCCAAGGCAGGCGUUGUGGGUACGUGA